Messenger RNA from Striga asiatica, 1745 nucleotides. Lineage: Eukaryota; Viridiplantae; Streptophyta; Magnoliopsida; Lamiales; Orobanchaceae. The record is from the annotation of a GenBank genome assembly.
CUCCCUCUUUCACAUAAACGAGAGAGUACCACAAGACGAGAGACCAAAGACAUUUGUGGAAAUUCUUCUUGGCCAUUAUGCAAUUGAAACCCAUCAACGCCUUGGCAACAACGCUCAUGUUCGGCUUUGCACUGAUCGUCGUCUUCCUCACAGGCUUUCUUGAAUUCCCAUCCGCCAAAUUCUUAAUCCCAUCGCCCAAAGACUCGAUUACCUUGUCCCCGUCAAAUUCGUUUCCAGACCCCUUCAAAGACUUGUUCAAAGCUUUCAAGAUUUGGGAUUCGCAGGUCGGCUGUUCCAAAUUCAGUGAAAAACACGAGGAUUUGCUGAGAAAUGGGUCAAAGAUCGCGUCUUUACAGAAUGCCGAUGGUGAGAUCAGGUGCGGCGACUUGCAGAUGAAGCACGUCAGUGUUCUGGUCAAAGGGUGGACUUGGAUUCCGGACAACAUGGAUAAUCUGUACAGCUGUAGAUGUGGGCUGAGCUGCUUGUGGACUAAAUCUCAAGUUCUUGCUGAUAACCCUGAUGCAAUGUUGUUCGAAACUACGACUCCUCCGUUUCGGAGACUAGCAGGUCACCCUCUUCGUAUAUAUAUGGAUCUUGAAGCUGGUAGGAAAAGGUCAGGCUAUGAUGACAUUUUUAUCAGCUAUCAUGCCAAAGACGAUGUCCAGUCCACUUAUGCCGGGGCCCUCUUUCACAACAACCGGAAUUACCAGUUAUCUCCUAUUAAGAACAAGGAAACACUCGUCUACUGGUCCUCUUCACGGUGUCUACCCGAAAGAAACAAGCUAGCCAAGAAGCUGCUUAGAUUACUCCCGACACACUCUUUCGGCGAGUGCCUCAACAAUGUGGGAGGCCUCAACCGAGCCCUCUCCUUUUACCCAGAGUGCAGAAAGGACCCGAACGCGGCACCUAACUGGUGGGACCAUCUCCACUGUGCCAUGUCACACUACAAAUUCGUUCUCGCCAUCGAGAACACGAUGACCGAGAGCUACGUGACCGAAAAACUCUUCUACGCUCUCGACUCAGGGGCUGUUCCCAUUUAUUUCGGGGCCUCCAACGUGUGGGAUUUCGUGCCACCUCAUUCGAUCAUAGACGGGACUCAGUUUGGGUCGUUGGAUGAAUUGGCUUCUUAUGUUAAGUCGUUGGCGAACGACCCUGUGGCUUAUGCUGAGUACCAUGCUUGGAGGAGGUGUGGGGUUUUGGGUAAUUAUCGGGAGACGAGGGCCACCAGCCUGGACACGUUGGCUUGCAGGGUUUGUGAAGCCGUGAGCAGGAAAAACGGGAGGAAUGCGAAAGCUUUGUGAAAACUGAAAAGAAGAAAAUAGAUGAGAUUUUUGGAUUGGGAGUGUGUGAUUUUGGGAGAGAAGCUGUUUAAGGUAUAUAGAAAUAUACAGCCUAACAAGAAAGCAAUGAGAAUGAGAUGUGGAGGACUUGAGCUGUUGGGGAUUGGGAAAAAGAUGGUACAGAUAAUGUUUUUUUGCUUCCGAAGUCCUAACUGAGCAAUGUCUUGUCUAGAGUUUGCUGACAUGUUUGCGGCCUGAGAAUGUACAAGAUGGGAUGUAUUCUUAAAAGAUGUGCAAUUACCUAUGAAAAAAUAGAUUCUAAAUUGUUUGUAUUUUGAGCAUUUGUGUUUUGUAUGUCUUCAUGAUUUUCCAUAUCUUAAAUUUGACAUUGCAUGUGUGACACAUUAAUGUGUUAGUACACUUUAUAUAGUAGGUUCGUAUUUCAUUUAAGAUCAUAUUCCAUAG